Oryzias melastigma (Indian medaka) is the source of this 5775-nucleotide messenger RNA. It is a transcript of the gene myocd, whose product is annotated as myocardin. Gene Ontology annotation, biological process: cardiac muscle cell differentiation; smooth muscle cell differentiation. The record is from RefSeq and is a predicted model, not a curated record. NCBI's taxonomy places the organism in Eukaryota, Metazoa, Chordata, Actinopteri, Beloniformes, Adrianichthyidae. Bases 358 to 3096 code for a protein of 912 amino acids. The transcript has 12 exons.
CAGGAGGAAGGAGUCAUCAGCCAAACCCUGCUGCGCCUCGGGCCUCGUGGGAGGGGCUUGGAGGGAACCCUGGCUGCUUGGCCCCUCCCUGAGCGGGGCAUAUCUGUGUGUUGUCCCUGGCGUGCUCAGAGCUCUCAGCUGGAUGGGACCAAAGCCUCAUCGGCCCACAGACUCGCAGAGAGGAGGGGAGGCAGGAGCUCCGUGGCAGAAAGCGGCUCUCCUCGCUCGGCUCUUUCCCUCCAUGAGGCACAGCGGGCCUCCUCUUCCUCGUCUGGACUGCGGAGGAGGUCGCCGGGGUCAACGUCUGGGGGGCUGCUGUUUGAGACCUGCGAGCGCUGGAACUGUACUGUGAACAUUAUGACUCUGCUGGGCUCUGAGCACUCCAUCCUCAUACGAAGAAAGUUCCGAUCAGUGUUACAGUUCAGACUUCAGCAGAGGAGGGCACGAGAGCAGCUGGCAGACCAGGGCAUCAUGCCUCUGAACCAUGGAAAGUUCCCAAAGCAGGAGGACUCGUACGCGUUUGAGGAGGACAGCAGCAGCGAGAGUCUGUCUCCAGAGCAUCCCCACAGUGACGAGUCUCAGGGCUCAGCCUGCCCUUCAUCGGAGCCUGUCGGCAGCACCGCCUCCUCCUCCUCCUCACCUGCUCUCACCAGCACACAACAGGGCGGAGCCGGCAGAGAUCCAGCUGAUCAAGAUCAGGAUGACAGUUUGUCUGCUGCCAACAACAGCCAGACGAGUCCCCCGGUACCAGCUUCCACGAUAGCCAAGUCCAAAACAUCAGACAAGAACCGACACAAAAAACCCAAAGAUGUGAAGCCGAAGGUGAAGAAGCUCAAGUACCACCAGUACAUUCCUCCCGAUCAGAAGGCAGAGAAGUCUCCGCCCCCUAUGGACUCGGCCUACGCCCGCCUCCUUCAGCAGCAGCAGCUCUUCCUGCAGCUGCAGAUCCUCAGCCAGCAGAAACACUCCCAGUCGCAGCAGCAGAAUGCUCUUACCCCGCAUGGCCACCAGAGGCAGCCCACCUUCAGCUACCAGCCACAUUCCCACUCGCAGAAAGGGACCAGCGAGCAGUUAUCAGCUUGUAACUCGGGCGGUCCAUCCACUAUAGCUGACAACAGCGGUUCCUCUCCGAUCAAGACCACGUAUCCAAACCAAAGCAGUGUCUCGCCUGUAAAACCGGGACCACUUCCAGCCAAUCUCGAUGACCUGAAAGUUUCCGAGCUCAGGCAGCACCUGCGCAUCCGUGGCAUGCCCGUCUCCGGCACAAAGACCGCCCUGAUUGAGCGGCUGCGACCCUUCAAGGACCUAAACGCAGAAGCGUCGCCCCCAGGGUCCUCCGACAUUACCACCUUGACCUUUCCUGUCACUCCCUCGGGGUCUCUAUGCUCCUACCAGUCCCCGUCCUCAUCCAGCACUCUGUCGCAGGGGGGGUACUACCCCUACCCCAGCACCUCCUCCACCCCACCCAUCUCUCCAGCAUCCUCGGAACUGUCUCUCAGCGGCUCACUACCAGACAGCUUCAGCGACGUCCCCAUGUCCUCGCCGACGCAGUUCGGCCUGCAGCCAUCCCCCGUGCAGUUCGGCAUGGAGGAUGGCCACGGGGGGGCGGGCAGUUCUGGUGGGGAGACGCAAAGGACGGGGGAGAGUGGAGACGGUGAAGGCGUGGAGGCUGACAAAGACAAGAUGCUGGUGGAGAAGCAGAAGGUGAUCGAGGAGUUGACGUGGAAGCUCCACCAGGAACAGAGACAGGUUGAGGAGUUGAAGAUGCAGCUUCACAAGAGGAAACGUUGCUAUGGAGCAACACGGGACGCCCUCCCCGCCCCGUCUCACCCCCCAAUGCUCCACCAGCAGCAGACCCCAUCCAUGAUGGGCCAACACUUCUUUGGGGUGACGGUCAAGCAGGAGUCCGUGUCUUCCAGCUGCCCUCUGUCCUCUCCCAAGCAGCUGAAGAACCCUCCGGACACCUGCAUGGAGAGCAUGGGACACUGCAACAGCUCCAUCACAACCAUGGGGGGUCCCGCCGGUCCACAGUGCAUGGAGACGGGCCACUCCUCAGGCAGCCCCUCCACCAUGUCUGCCUUCCUCAGUCCACAGUGCUCCCCGCAAGAUUCCCCCAUCAGAAAACCGUCCAGCGGCUCGCAGCCCUCGUCACCUAACAACUCCUACCUGCUGACGCCGUCGAUGGGGCGAGACGGCUGCGGUCACCCGCAAAGCCAAAGCAGCAACAGAGCACGCAACAUGCAGAUGCAGCAGAGGGCCGCUGCUCAGCAGGUGAACUGCUCCUUCUCCUCGGACCAAAGGAGCCUUCAGGUGGUCUUUCCUGAUUCCGCUGACUGCGGUCUUAACCCCAACUGCUCCACAAAGCCCGACAGCUUGCAACCAAAGAUGUCAAUAUUGCCGUCUCCUAGGCAUCUUGGCCAAAAAUGCCAGGUCUCUCCCCCUGCCUUCAGUAGCUCAGAUUCAGAUGACUUAAGACAGCCCCCAUGCUAUGAGGAUGCAGUCAAGCAGCAACUGACCCGCAGCCAGCAGAUGGACGAGCUGUUAGAUGUCCUCAUAGAGAGUGGAGGGUGUCCCGGCGUGCUCAUCCCGAGGUUCCACUGGCACUAUGACCACCACUCUCCCGUCCAGCUCCCUUACGACCACGCAGCCAACCACAACACUGAGAGCCACCUGCAGACGCUGCUUGGCAAUUCCGUCGGUCGGGCAGGAGACAUGAGCAAAAUGAUGGAAGGUGACCGAAGCCAGGAAGAUGAAAGGAACAGAGAUGCUGACGGUUACAGCCCCCAAAACCACCACUGCCACUCUCAUCAUUUGCAUCAGGACAAACUUCUGACAAACAGAGAUGUGAUGGACACCCCUCUGUCUCCUCUUGGCAACAAGAUGUCCUCCAUCCCUGAGGUCCAAGGGAUGGUCAGCAUGACCUUCAGUGAGACGCCGUGGGAGACUAUGGAGUGGCUGGACCUGACACCACCCAACUCCGCCAACGCCUUCAACGUGGCUCAGCCCAACGUGCCCAGCAUUUUCAACACAGAGUUCCUGGAUGUUACAGACAUUAACUUGAACUCUGCCAUGGACCUUCAUCUGGAGCACUGGUGAAAGAAGGAAAACACUGUCAUCACACGUCUGGUGGCCAAAAGCAGCUACAACCAUCCCUUAGAACUAUCCAAUUUCACCCAGCAAAACUUCACUGACAUCUAAAGGGUCAUAGCCAUCAGAAUGUGUACUCGAGAAGAGAAUUUUGACUUUUAUUGACAUAUUUCUACGCUCUUGUCAUAUUCUCCAACCAAUGGACGACAAUGAGCAAAGCUGACAAUGAUGGUGCCUUAACGUUUUCUACACGAUCAGUAUUACACCGUUUAGACUUGAAGACACAUUUGGACCAUUUGUUUUUCUGAGUGUUACUGGAAAAAAAAAACUCCCUUAAUGGUAAAAUGAUUGUUGGAAUUGGACUGCCAAUGAUGGCCACAGUGUAAAUACCACAACCAAACGCAUCAACAGACGAAAUGAAAUCUAUACACUUUAGUGGUGUGGGAGAGCACAAGAACCAUCAAUCUGGUGUUUUAAGAAAUGUGUAAAUAUAAAAAAACAGUGUAUUGUGCACUUUGGCUUUAUACUCCUUCACAGUUUGCUUGACUUUAGACUAUGUGUAUAGAAAUGGUUUUUAAGCUUUUGAAGAAUAUUUACAAACUGAUUUUCACAUUUUUUAUGUCGCUGGUAAACAUUAAGGAAAGAAAGUGACACUUCUAAGAGAUAAUUGGUCUUAUGAAUUUUAACUGUUGUUAAGCUGAGCCUCAUUUGCUGAGUCCCUUUAUAUGUUUAUUUCUCUUUAUGUAACUAAAAAGCUGACAGGCACGACUAUGAAAAGAUGGCAAUUAAAAAAAAAAAAAAGCUGCAAACAAAUUUCGAAACUUCGGAUUUUUCCAUGAAAGCAUUUUUACUGUUUAGUUAUAGCUUGUCCAGUCACAUUCACCAGAUAGAAGACCAGUCCUGGACUGUUUGACCAGAUGUUGAUGGGGAUCCUGUUUCUGACAUUCCUUUUGACUGCCGUUCUUUUUCAAGACCAACAUAACUAGUUUUUAGUAUUUUUACCUGAAAAAAUAAAAAGAUUCCUUUUUUUUUAAUUCCACUGUAAGCACUUGUAUUCUGAGAAGGAGAGUUUCAAUCAGACUAAAUCUAAUCAUAUUCAAAAAGCCCAAUCUAUUAAUAAUAUCUCAGAAACUAGAAAAGUUGGCUUUUUAAAAAAAAGAUAAAAAUGCUAUUUCAUGUUAAAAGACUGACUAAACUCUUACUUAUGUGCAUUUUCAGCUGAGUUUUUAACCGAGUCUAACAGCCUAUAAGCCUGUUCAACAGAAAGUGCUAGAAAGACAAUCCCUCUCCAGCACUAUCAGUUCAAUUAUUUAUGGACAUUUUACCUUUUUCAAGGAAGAUUUUCAGAAGUCCAGAUGCAAAAACGUCCCACUUUCCUCCAGGACCACCAGUCUGGUCUUUUCACCCUUGUGCUAUCCUUGUAUGUUGACGUUGGGGGUGGGGUCAUCUGGACCCCACCAGACAGCAUCCUAAACUUUUAUGUUUUACAAUGAUUUUUGAUUUUCUGUGGCAGACAUGAAUUGCUGUCCACCAUGGAGUGGAUAACAUGUAAGGCUUGGGUCAUCUGGACCCCAUAAGAUAGCACAAAGGAUAAAAGCAACUUCUAGAGACUAGACGGAUGUUAAUCGAUAACCUUCCUCCAGUCUGUUCCUGCAGCUUCGCACUGCAAAUACCUGAAAUGUGAAUAAAAGUGACCAAAAACCUACUUCUGAAGGUCAGCUUGGCUAAUUCAUCCAAUCCAAAUUAUUGAGGAAAAGUAGUAGGCUGGAUGGCUGUUCUGGUUCAGACAUUCUGUAUAGGUUACAUUUCUAUAUUUGUUAGGAUUUGUGGCCGUAAACGAAUUAUAUUUGCGUGUUAGCAUGGCUUCUACAAGGACUAGGAAGGAGAAGCUUUAAGAAUGUAAUAUAUUUAUAUUCCUGGUGCUUAAAUUUCACAUUUUUACCCGUUUGUCAUUUCCAGAACAUAGAAGAUGUUGAUUUUGGUUCAAUACAUUUUGGUUCAAUACUGCCACUCUUUCUAGACCAAAGACAAGCUUUCAACCAUUUGGCUCUUGAUCCAAACGUUUAAAGACAAUCUGUAGAAAUCAAGUUUUUUAAAGAAUAAAGGAGAUGAGCCGUUGUAGAAGACAUUACCUUCCAUUUUUUGUUUUUCUGUAAUGGAAAUUAAUCUGAAUACUGGUGACCAAAGCAGCUUCUACGCAGCAAAAACCUGCAUCGACUCAAACUGAAGUUUAUGAGAGAACGAGUGGUACUAAUUCAGACAUUUUUGCUCGCUUCAAGUUGUCUCUAAAUAUUCUUUCCUUAUAUUUCUAUUUAUAAAAGUAGAAAAUGCAGCUGGUCGUGGUAUAAAGUUCUGAUUUAUUUUUUUAGAUAUUCCCUGAAUAACAUUUGAUUUCUCUAAAAACACAUUCAAAUGCUGUUUUGUGUAGACCAUAUAUUGCUUUUUUUAAAAUAUGAUUUAUAUGGUUUGAUGUCAAAGUUCAUAUUUUACUACUUGUCUUAUUGUGUAAAAUGUUUUUCUGCCUUUUGAGUAAACCAUUUAUUUCCUUCAAGGAAAGAGAUUUGACAGAAGCUUCCAUGUGGCUUUGCCACGUUUUUUGCUUUGCUUUUUUAAAAAAACUGCAUUUUUUUCUGCAUCCCUGUAUGUGACCCAAAGAUGAGCAAUAAAUCCAUCACAGCUAAACCAUCA